Messenger RNA from Lachnellula hyalina, 1434 nucleotides. Its product is annotated as N amino acid transport system protein. Gene Ontology annotation, biological process: amino acid transmembrane transport. The transcript has 3 exons. Gene Ontology annotation, cellular component: vacuolar membrane. The record is from RefSeq and is a predicted model, not a curated record. Lineage: Eukaryota; Fungi; Ascomycota; Leotiomycetes; Helotiales; Lachnaceae. Gene Ontology annotation, molecular function: amino acid transmembrane transporter activity. Bases 1 to 1434 code for a protein of 477 amino acids.
AUGGCCCCCUUCGACAACAGCAUCACCACCGCUCCAGUGGUGGACAACGACAACGAGAAAAGCGUUGGGAAUAAGUACGAUGACAAGACCAGUUCCUCUGAUUCGCAUCGCUUUGGAAGCGACGGUGCCAAAGAUGACAUCGUUGGGGAAAUCGGAGUGUUAGAAGCGCAGGGAGCUGCACACUUCAAGCGUCUGGGCUGGAAACGAUUGACCGUGGUGUUGUUAGUCGAGGCAAUUGCAUUGGGCGCACUGUCUAUUCCCUCGGCGUUUGCUACGCUUGGAAUGGUGGCUGGUGUCAUUUUGACUGUUGGGGUUGGAUUGAUUGCUAUCUACACCAGUUAUGUCGUCGGACAGGUCAAGCUGAAGUUUCCUAAAGUGGCUCAUUAUGCUGAUGCGGGACGACUUCUGAUGGGGAGAUUUGGCUACGAGCUGGUUGGCGCCAUGUUCACGCUGCAACUGGUUUUCCUGGUAGGAUCGCAUUGUUUGACUGCCACAAUCGCAUUUCUCAACCUAAGUGCCAAUGGUGCCUGCUCAGUCGUCUUCGGUUUUGUGGCUGCUGUCAUCCUAUUCCUCGUAGCCAUCCCUCCAUCGUUCGCCGAGGUAGCUAUUCUGGGCUAUAUCGAUUUCGUCUCUAUCAUGCUUGCCAUUGGAAUCACCAUCAUCGCCACCGGAAUAUCAUCUGGAAAUGCCACAGUAGCUACCAAUUGGUCGGCAUGGCCCAAGGAAGGCGUCACCUUCGCCGAGGCUUUCGUCGCGAUUACCAAUAUUGUUUUUGCGUACUCGUUCUCAAUCUGUCAGUUCUCUUUCAUGGAUGAGAUGCACCGCCCGCAAGAUUUUAUCAAGUCGAUCUGGUCACUAGGAAUACUUGAGAUUUUCAUCUACACCCUCACUGGUGCCCUCAUCUACGCAUUUGUCGGCCAGGACGUUCAGUCCCCCGCUCUGCUUUCAGCAGGUCCGACGGUAUCCAAGAUCGCAUUUGGAGUUGCUUUGCCUGUCAUUUUCAUCUCAGGCUCUAUCAACGGCACCGUAGUUGCUCGUUACCUCCACGGUCGUAUGUACAAGGACUCGGUUGUUCGGUUUAUCAAUACGAAAAAGGGGUGGAUUACGUGGUUGGCACUGCUCGCCUUUCUCACUAUCAUCGCAUUCGUUAUCGCUGAAGCCAUCCCCUUCUUCUCGGAUCUUCUAUCUAUCAUGUCCGCCUUGUUCAUUUCGGGCUUUACCUUUUACUUCCCUGCGAUGAUGUGGUUCAUGCUUAUCAAGAAAGGGAAGUGGUACGCCAAGGAAAACCUGUUGCUUAGCAUUGUUAACGGUGCUGUAUUUGUGAUUGGUAUGAUCACUUUGGUGGCUGGAACAUACGCUGCUAUUGUUGAUAUCAUGGAUCAGUAUAAGAAGGGUACUGUUCAUGCUCCAUUUACAUGUGCACCAAUUGGGUAG